GCACUAAAACAGGACCUGAAAGAAGCAUCAGCUCUCACUUAAUAAAUCUGCUGCUGCUGGAACAUAUUCAGAAAUCAUCCUGGAGGAAGAGCUGCAGUCCUGAAGAGGUUGGGAAACAAGGAUGAAAUAGACUAAAAACCUCAUCGGUUGCAUAAGAAUUAGACCACAGCAUUACUCAAGGAGUAUCUGGAAGCCUGGAAAACUUUCUAAGCCCUUCUUUGCUUAGCGAAAUAACAAGAAAAUCUCCCAGAAAACCAGGAAGUGGUAAACAAUGUCGGUGAUGUUUCUGAUCCUGUCCCUGCUAAUAAUGUGUGCGCCACCAGGGGGCGACACAUCUCCAAUCAGCUGCUACAACGACCAAGGUGAUGCCGUUGACUGGUUUUACCUGUACAAACUCCCUAAAGAAGGGGGCAGACCACACGAGUUUCAGGGAGAGACGUAUUUAUUGCUGGAUAAAGGGAGUGAAGGAUGGACGGAGGGGAAGGUGACGGUGAACGACACCAAUGGAGCUUUGGGCCAGACAGUCGGACAGCUGUACUCACAGGAAAAGAACUCGGAGGUAGCGUACAUCCUGUACAACGACCAGCAGCCUCCUGAGGAGUUUGGUGGCAGAUGGGCUGAAGGCAGCGGGAGCAGCAGAGGUCACACGAAAGGUGUUGUUCUGCUGGAUAAAAAUCAGGGGUUCUGGUUGGUGCACAGCACCCCUCACUUCCCCCCUGAGCGACAGGAAGGGCAGUUUUACUAUCCCAGCAGUGGAGUCAACAACGGGCAGAACUUCAUCUGCGUCACCUACCCGCUAGAACGUUUCCAGACCAUCGGAGAGCAGCUGCAGAUCAAUCAGCCUAACGUGUAUGACUGUGACGUCCCGGAGUCCCUGGCGUCCUCCGUCCCCGCUCUGGCUGCUGUCUGCAACAAAAACCUUCUGUCCUCUCAGAUGUUUCCACAUGCGAAAACCGUGUCCAACCGCAGCGUGACUCUGACCUCGACAGGCGGCACCGACUUCAUCAGCUUCGCCAAAGGAGCAACGUUCGAUGACGACCUCUACCACUCGUGGGUGGCGCCCACCCUCAAGUCAGACCUCCUGGUUCAGUUCUGGGUGCGCUCCACUGGGAUCCUCCCCUCCGACUGCUCGCUGGGCUGGAAGGUCCUGGACAUCAAGAGCAUCAACCCGGGGCAGACGUUCACCUUCAAGGCCACGCAGGACCACUCCAAGUGGGCCGUCAGCCUGCGGGCAGCGCGGGACGGGUCGCGAGGCGGCGGCUGGGUGUGCGUGGGGGACAUAAACAGGAACGAGGCAGAGGAACGGCGUGGAGGAGGCACCGUGUGUCUUCAGGACCCGACGGUGUGGAAGGCUUACCGGACGGCGGCGCUGGAGUGCGAGGCCUGUGGAGGAGGAAUGAUCCAGUGCUGAAGAGUCCGCAGAGCUACACAAUAACCCUGGGCUCAGGGGUUUAUGGGAAAUAUUUCAACACGCUUGGUAUGCUGGGAGUCAGUUUUAAAACACAAAAAACAAAGUCCAGUUUGGACUGAUGCUGUCAGUCGAUUCAACAAUGUAAUCAGAUUAAUCACACUCUGACAGUAAUCGCAUUAAUCACUGUGCCUAACGUCAGUCCAACCAGUUAAAAUGCAAUCAAUUUUUUAUUUUUUUAUUUUUGUGGCAGAAAGCAGGUAAUGUUUCCCAGUACUCAACAACAUCUGGGGGAACUUAAUCCACUACAAGUAGUGGUAAGCAUUUUCAGGAGCCAGCUGAUGACAGAUAUGUUCUAUUUUCUGGUUCUUGGGUGCCCCACCCCUUUCUGAUGCCGCCCUGGGCAACAGCCCAUAUCGAAAACCACCAAAAAAAAAGUUUUAUCACCCCAAACCAAAUCUCAGUUUUUUCCAGAAACUGAGAAAUCUUCAGUUUCUCAGUUUCUGGAAAACUGAGAAACUGAAGAUUCUCAGUUUUUAUCUUCAGAAAGGUUUGAAGGGAGACAUUUUGUUUGAAACAUUAAUUUAGAAAGGUCUCUCUGUUCAUAUCCUGUGGAAGUUGUGCAAUGAGGCGAUAUUUGCUUCUCCUCAUCCAGCCUAAUUUGUGGCAUAAUUUGUACAUUUAAAAUUUCGAGCUCGUACGUAACUUUGUGCACGUACGAGCACAAAGUUACGUGCACAACUAACUUUGUGCCCGUAACUUUCUUUUGACACAACAAAAGAAAGUUGUGAAUAUUCGACUUUGCUGCUGUCGUGGAAAACGGUCACUGUGGUUUGUCAUUUCCUGUGUCAAAUCUAUAAUCCACUGCUGUGAACGAUGUAGCCCUCAAAAUAGUAGUUUGAUUAAUCUGCGUUAUGUAAUAUUAAUACUUUAAAAUUUCAGAUUAACCGCAUGCGUUAGCAUUGACAGCCAUAAUUUGGACAUAGUUUGGUGAAAAUGCAAACCAGAGAUGGAGAUGAGAGUGAUUUGGAGCUGGCAGGUUUUACACAGUACCAGAGAGGACAAGUCUGUGGCAUCGCAGCUUUUCCUGGCAGUUUCUGGAGCAUCUGACAGUCAAAACAGGAAGAAAACGGCAAACACCAGAAGAUCAGGGUUCCUGCUCGCAGAAAUCUCUUGAUUUUAGUUUUUUUUCUGUAUAUAAAUAAAAAAAAAGCCUGAAAAUAUUUUUAUUUCCAGCUGGAAAUGCAUGGAUUGCUGUUACCGAGGUGAUGGAAUAGGUAGCCAUGACGACUAAGCCCUAUGAUUGAUUGAGCCUGAAGUGAUUCAGCAAACAGCAGAAACAGUUUUUACUUUGCUUUCCUAGUUGUUUUCUUUCUCUGUGGUACAACUUCAUACUGAGCUACUGAGGAUCCAAUGCAUCAGACAGCAGCCAGAGGUCAACAGAGGUCACUUCCUGGUAGGAUGGAGAUGGACUUGAUUUGGCCCUUUGUCUGCAGCUUCUUUCUACUUUCUUCUCGGUUUCUUAUAAAUCAAAUAAUUUACAGCACAUCUUCAUCACUGGUUUCCAUUUAAACCAAAUUACAUCCAAAUCAGGUCAUUCUGACAGAAAAUGUAAUUUAAAAGUCUAAUGUAAUUAUUCCAAAUGCAAAUUUGUAAAAAAAUUAGCUAAUUAUGUAUAUUAUGUGGUGCCUUGGAGGACGUAACAUUUCAGAAUUAUUUUUUUUAAGAGUUUCAAAGGAGUAAAAGUUUACACUGGUUUAACUGUAAGCUGCUGAGGUUUAGUCUGUACACUGUAAAAAAAUUUCCUCUGUAGCUUAUAUUCCCCGUAGCCUCUUAAAAUUCACACAUCAUCCCUAAAAGCCAACAGUUAUUUGUCAAAAAUACUUCGUUUUUUAAAUACUUCAAUGUGGUGAAUACAUGUGAGUUCAUGGGGUUUAUGGUCAAACACAUUUAUUAUUUGUUUGCUUGAUUUUUUUUCUCCUUUAUUUUACUAUUCCAGUAAUCAACAGGUGGCAGUUAACGGCCUGCAAAGUGCCAUAAAGAUGCACCAGCAUGGCGCACGUCAUGCAUGCAGAUUUCAGGAUGUACCUUUCAGUUUUUAUUUUAAAAAAAGUGCAAAUAACUGAACUGAUCCUAAAAAUGCAGCUCAGAUGAACAUCAUUAGCGCCAAACAGCAACUGCAAAUUGUUUGUUUUUAAAGCAAAUUACAUUUAUAAUGAGUAAUCAGCAAACAGCCACAGAGUGUGGAUCUCAAGAAAACUGAAAGUGAUUCUUUACUUGCAGAAAGAGACACAUUCAGUUUAAGCUUUCUUGGCAAAAACAUUUCAAAUGCUCAGUAUGAUUUAAUUUCUUUUUAUGCAAAUGGAGCCGUGCAGUAGGAGAACGAGUUUUUAAAUCUGACAGCAAGCUGGAGAGGUUAGCAGAAAACAGAACAAAACCCCUAAAAGGGUCUCUUUAAAAAUAAUAAAAGCGAAAGCUGAAGUGUUUUUCACAGCUGCUGAAUCUGAAGAGACUCUCCUGCAAAUGGAUGAGAGCAGAUUCUGUAAGGAGGUAUUUCCACUCAUGCAUGCAGGUGUUCUCUCGAGGACUGACAUGCUCUGCUUCUUGAAAAGCACAUGGAUUCUUUCUUUCAUUAUUAUUUUUAGGAUUCUGGAAAGAAAUCAGGGGCAGAAAAGAUUCAGGUUUGAUGAUUUUCUUUUACUUCUCUGUGAAUGUUAUCAAGUCAAACGAUCUGUGAAGUGCUUUUCCUCCGCCUUCAGUCUAACCUUGAUUUUUCCUGUAGAUAAAGAUGCCGGCUGUCUUUAAUUUGAAUUAAAAAAAAAAAAAAAAAAAGCUUCUGCGGAGGUGUCUGACUUCAUACGUCACCAUGUCUUUGAAAUGUCACCACUCACAUGAUGCAUGGAGGUGAAUUUAACUGUCUUAUGAAACAGCCAACAGCAUGACAAAUCUCACUCAUAAGCACCAAAAUCCAUAUAAAAGUAAGUUUAUUACCACAAAAUAGGACAUCUGACAUGUAGUGCAUAAAUAAGUUUGAUGUGAAAUGGAUCAGCGCUGGAGGAGGCUGCGUUUCCUCCACCUGUGUGUUCUGAAUACAUUCUAAUGAGAAAGGUGAGCACCAAGCAGAAAAAGGCACUAAAACAGUCUUUAGCAGCAGCAUCACACCCGCACAUGUCAUGUAGUAUUACCCAGAAUCCUCUCUCUGGUCCCACACGGCCCCUCCCGGGCCUCGGCCAAUCAGAAGGCCUCAUCAGCGCUGGGAAUGAUGCGCAGAGGCCAGAGGUCACAGGUCACAGGUUCAGAUUAAACUCAAGCUGCUGAACAUUCACUAUAAAAUAAAGAAAGCUCAGAGGGGAACCAACCUGGCAACCCGUUAGACCAGAACAUUUCAGCUGCUUGGUUCUGGAACGACUUUCUUCCUGUUAGAAGUUUUAUGCUGAUUUAGCAAAGCAACGUGUUUUUUUUUGUAAAGUGCUUGAAGUUCAUUUAAAGCUGCAGGAAUUGUUUUUGUCCACUAGAAUUUAGAGGAAACUUCAGUUUUGUUCUAUAUGAAUUUAAUGCAUCGAUGUACUUGCAUAUAGUGCUGUGAAAAACUUUUAAACCUUCCAAGCAGCCAGAGCUCCCUGUAAUCUCUUAAUGUUUCAGAAACCCAGUUCCCUGUAGAUUCAAUUUGAAAUUAGCCUUUUUUAUGUUUAAAGUGACUUAAACAAAAACACCUGAAAUGGUCAAAUGCAGGACUGAAGACAAGUAAAAAA
This is a messenger RNA of Poecilia reticulata (guppy), 5160 nucleotides long. RefSeq names its product deoxyribonuclease II, lysosomal (gene dnase2). The record is from RefSeq and is a predicted model, not a curated record. Lineage: Eukaryota; Metazoa; Chordata; Actinopteri; Cyprinodontiformes; Poeciliidae. Gene Ontology annotation, biological process: apoptotic DNA fragmentation. Gene Ontology annotation, molecular function: deoxyribonuclease II activity.